This is a messenger RNA of Dujonia railenensis, 921 nucleotides long. The record is from the annotation of a GenBank genome assembly. NCBI's taxonomy places the organism in Eukaryota, Fungi, Ascomycota, Pichiomycetes, Serinales, Debaryomycetaceae.
AUGGAUGAACACGAAUAUACUUCCGCUUCGCCGGUACCAACAAAUGAACCAAAUCAAAAUGACUCAGCAGAUUUACUUGGACUUGACAAACCGAUCAAAUUGACUACACGCGCAAAGGUUGCAAAAAUAGAUGAUGAUAGAAUCUUAUCAAAACCAACAGGAAUUCAGUAUGUAGUGAAGAACUUUAAUAAAAUGAAUAGAGUGAUGAAGAAGAAGGAUGCUGCACUAGCCAAAGAGCUCUCGAAGGAAAAAUACAAGAGGGCUUCUACUAAAACCAUCAGGAAGUUGAAGCAUGAUCAUGAAUUUGAGAACUUCACUUUCAUCUUGCAUUACUACUGGUUUUGGUUAAAUACUGUCUUCCCGAAGGCAAAUUUUAAGGAUUGUAUAAAGUUACUUAGAGUUUAUGGAGCCAAAUCGAAUCAUAUGAAAUUGUAUAGACGUGAAUUGUUGGACCAGGAAUUAUUGAAGCUUAGACAGGAAAAAGGAAUCGUAGACAACAUAGGCGACGACAUUGAGGAAAGCCUUGGAAUAGCCCAACCAUUGGCCAGUGUAGAUCAGAGCUUUCCUGGCGUAGAAAACGAAAAUGAGAGCUCAGCUAAUAAUAAUAACAAUAACAAUGAGGACGAAGACGAUGACGACUGGAGUUUCAUGAUUAGAUCUGCCACCAGGCCAAAGAAUAGUCUCUUUAUCGAUGACGAUGAAGAUGAUGAUGAAUUGUAUAGAGUUACCAAUGUUGCUAAGAACCCUCUUCUGACUCAAUUGUCUCUGGCUCAAGUUGAUGGCUUUCCUGACUUAGAUGAAUUCUCCGACUCUGACGUCUUCAGUAAUCCUGUCCUGAAUACUGCUCAGCAUUUAAACGAAAAUGAAAAUGAAAAUGGCGAUGAUUUUGAAAUGGACUUAAUGAGAGAAAUGGAUCUAUAG